Aplosporella prunicola CBS 121167 is the source of this 1185-nucleotide messenger RNA. RefSeq lists its product as uncharacterized. The transcript is spliced from 3 exons. Lineage: Eukaryota; Fungi; Ascomycota; Dothideomycetes; Botryosphaeriales; Aplosporellaceae. The coding region runs from base 1 to 1185 and encodes 394 amino acids. The record is from RefSeq and is a predicted model, not a curated record.
AUGUCACCCGACGAAUACUACCUGGCGCCGCCGCUCCGCGCACCAGAGCUGCACAUCCCCCCCUCAAGCGCCACAGCCUCCGUCUCAGUCAUCGACACCGGCGCGCGCGCAGACCUCCCAAUCACGCACUUCCUAACCCCCACCAUCGCAACAAAAACGCGCCUCACGGGCCCCGCGUACGCCUUCCUGAUCACGCACUGCGCCAGCAGCCGCCGCGUCGUCUUCGACCUCUCUAUCCGGCCCGACGUGCACAACCUCGCGCCCGCGCUCGUGGCCAGAAUCCAGGACCCCGGCAAUGGGUGGCGCGUCACGCCGCCGCCUAGGCACGGGAACGUCGCCGACGUGUUGAGGGGCGGGGGCGUGGAUCUAGGCAGUGUGCAGGCCGUCAUCUGGAGCCAUGGCCACUGGGACCAUGUUGGCGACCCGUCGACGUUUCCGCCCGAGACGGACUUGGUUGUCGGGCCGGGGUUUCGGGCGGAGAUGAUGCCGGGGUGGCCGGUGAGGGAGGGUGCGGUGUUGAAGGAGGAGGAUUGGGCUGAACGGGCGGUCAGGGAGGUAGUAUUUGAUCAGGGGUUGAGGAUUGGCGGGUUUGAGGCGGUGGAUUUUUGGGGCGACGGCAGUUUUUACCUGCUCAGUACGCCGGGGCAUGCGGUGGGGCAUUUGGCGGGGUUGGUGAGGGUGAGGUCUGCGGGGGACGGUGGGGGGAGAGACGCGUUUGUGUUUAUGGGUGGAGACAUAGCGCACCACGCCUCGCAGCUGCGUCCAUCGCCCUACCGCCCGCUCCCACGCACCAUCUCGCCCGACCCCCUCUUACCCAUCAGCUCUACCCCCACUUCCUCCUCCUGCCCAGCCACGCUCUUCACGCCCCUGCACCCCGACCCCGACCCCCUCCGCAAGGCUACCACGCCCUUCUGCAUCCCGGCCCCGGGCUUGCCGUCUGAUUACGAUGCCUGUCUACGCAGCGUGCAAGGGUGCAUAGGGUUCGAUGCGUGCGAUGACGUGCUGGUUGUGCUGGCGCAUGAUGAGUCGUUGUUGGGAGUUUUGGGUGAUGGGGAGGGUGCAGAGCACGGGAAAUGGUUGUUUCCGAACACGCUGGAUCGGUGGAGGGAGGAGGGGUUGGGCGAGCUGGCGAGGUGGCGCUUCUUGGCUGAUUUUAGCGAGGGUGUGGACCAGAAGAAGGUAUAG